Aspergillus piperis CBS 112811 is the source of this 960-nucleotide messenger RNA. It is a transcript of the gene eng2, whose product is annotated as putative GPI anchored endo-1,3(4)-beta-glucanase. The transcript has a single exon. The record is from RefSeq and is a predicted model, not a curated record. Gene Ontology annotation, molecular function: hydrolase activity, hydrolyzing O-glycosyl compounds. Lineage: Eukaryota; Fungi; Ascomycota; Eurotiomycetes; Eurotiales; Aspergillaceae. The annotation marks the transcript as partial. Gene Ontology annotation, biological process: glucan catabolic process.
AUGCCUACCUCAUCCCUACUAUGGAGCGUAGGGUCGCUGGCUCUUUCAUCGAUGAUCUUGCCCGCCGCGGCCAGCGGUUAUCAACUCGUGGAAACCUGGAAGGGCGAGGAUUUCCUGACGGCUUUCGAUUUUUACACAGGCGCUGACCCCACGAAUGGAUUCGUCACUUAUGCGAAUCAAAGCUACGCCGAGAGCAAGGGGCUGGUCAAGGUCAACUCGAACGGUAGCUUCUACAUGGGUGUCGACCAUACCACGAAGCUGAGCACCAAUGGCCCUGGCCGGGAGUCGGUCCGCAUUGGGAGCAACAAGUAUUAUGACGAGGGUCUGUUCAUCAUCGACCUCGAGCACAUGCCCGGAAGUGUCUGCGGUACCUGGCCCGCCUUUUGGUCCACAGGCAAAGACUGGCCUACGGACGGUGAGAUCGAUAUCAUUGAAGGUGUCAAUAAGAACGAAGCCAACGAGAUCGUCCUGCAUACGAGCGGUACCUGCCAAGUUUCCAGCCAGAAGAUGACCGGCACACUUUCCUCCACGGAGUGUGGUGAAGACUCUGGUACUACUGGAUGCGUUGUUGAAGGUACUCAAGGGUCUUCUGGCACUCCGUUCAACGAGAACGGUGGCGGUGUCUACGCUAUGCAGUGGACAGAUGAGUUCCUCAAGUUCUGGUUCUUCCCCCGUGGUUCAAUCCCCACCUCUAUCACCAAAGGCGACCCCGAUGUCGCUGCUUUCGGCACUCCGAUGGCGCACAUGCAGGGCUCAUGCAGCAUCGCCGAACACUUCAAAGCCCAGCAGUUCAUCUUCGACACCACAUUCUGUGGUGACUGGGCUGGCGGAGUCUACAGCACCUCCGGCUGUCCUGUGAGCGAUAGCAGCAGUUCCUUCAAGAGCUGCGUUGCUUAUGUCGCCGAGAACCCAGCGGCUUUCGCCGAGUCCUACUGGGAGAUUAACUACAUCAAGAUUUAC